AGGAUAAGUUGUUGUGAGGACUGAGGAAGUUAACGUGGAGGUGAUUUGAGCAUAUGGCUUCGGGUCUCUCAAACCCUGUAUUAUCACAACAGGGCUGGAAGAGAAGCACCCCUUAUAGCUUAUUCGGUUGGAACAUUGGCAAGAACAAGCCUGACGACAAACCUCAGACUAAGUAUCAUGACAUCGAUCUCACUUUCCCAACAUCUCUUCUCAAUAAAACUUUCUUGAAGGGUAAGGAUCUCAAAUGCUGCUAUAGGGCCACAAUCGAUGGGUUCAGCGCGACAAAAUUUCACGAAUCUUGCGACUUCAAGGGGCCAUGCGUGAUUAUAGGCUACACAAACAAGUCUUUCAAGUUUGGGGCUUUUAACCCUGAAGGCUACAGAAGUACUGAUGAUUACUAUGAUACUUUUGAUGCUUUCUUGUUCUAUUGGCCUGACAUUCAAACCCAACCCAUUGUUCUGCCCAAGGUAGGUGGCAGCGGCGCGGCUCUGUUCGAUUAUGCUCGUGGGGGCCCACAGUUCGGGGCCGAUGGGCUUCUCAUUGGGCCCCCCUUGGCCCCAGUUAUGGGGGGCUUUGCAGGACCUGACACGAACUCUGGUAUUGGUGACCUCAGGCAAGCCAAGUCUAGGCUGGGAUUGUCUUAUGCUAAGAGGGAAGACGGCAAAAAAUCUCUUUUUGGGGACGAGUCCAAGGCUACCCUUGAAGAAGUUGAAGUUUUUUGCAGCCCUCAAAUUGCUAGCUUGUACUAGAACAUCAUAAUGGUGGCUUUCCAGUACCCAGUUUUGGUAGCUCUAUUUGUUCGCGAUCCAUUUGGGUACUUUCGAUCUCGUGGACAGAAGAAAAACCACUCCAUAUCUCUCUUUGGGAGGAAUGAUUUGUCUGCAUCAUAUAUACAGUGCAAGUAAGCACAAUAAAUAUCUUUUCCUAUUACCAUAUAUUUGUGUAAUGCAAUGCUAUUGCUAUUUUUUUUUUUACCUGGCAACUCCCAUGGAUCAAAUUUGUACAAUUCAAUGACUGGGAUAACCUCAAGUUCUAUUUCAAGCC
Messenger RNA from Prosopis cineraria, 1044 nucleotides. RefSeq lists its product as uncharacterized. The record is from RefSeq and is a predicted model, not a curated record. The transcript is spliced from 3 exons. The coding region runs from base 54 to 749 and encodes 231 amino acids. Lineage: Eukaryota; Viridiplantae; Streptophyta; Magnoliopsida; Fabales; Fabaceae.